AAGGGUUUGUUGUGGAGGUAUGUCAGCUGGGCUGUGAAGCAGCAGCAGCAGAAGAAGAAGAAGAAGAAGAAGAAGAAGAAGAAGAAACGGGCCAAAGAGUUUUUUACUGAAACGUGUUUAAAACCUGAAAUCUUCCUGUUUCCGGUUCUGAGUCAAAAUCUGACGUUUGUGACGCUUCCGGUCAAAUUCACCUCAAACUGUCGUUGACGAGUCUGAGAUCGAAUCAGUUCAGGAUCCACAGCUCGUCAUCAGACUGAUGGCGUGGUGGUGGUCUCUGGUCCACUGUCUCCUCCUUGCUUCGUCCUCCGCUCACAAUGACUUCUUCACCUCCAUCGGUCAGAUGACCGACCUGCUGUUCACGGAGAAGGACCUGGUCACGUCCCUGAAGGACUACAUCCGAGCGGAGGAGGACAAACUGGAGCAAAUCAAAAAAUGGACUCAUAAACUAGACGUCCUCUCAGCUGCUGCCACUCAGGACCCUGAAGGCUUCCUGGGACACCCGGUGAACGCCUUCAAGCUGAUGAAGAGACUCAACACUGAGUGGGCGGAGCUGGAGAGUCUGGUGCUGAUGGACGUGUCUGAUGCCUUCAUCUCUAACCUCACCAUCCAGAGGCAACACUUCCCAAACGAUGACGAUCAGACGGGAGCUGCCAAAGCUCUGAUGAGGCUCCAGGACACGUACCAGCUGGACACCGACACCAUCUCCACCGGGGAGCUGCCAGGCUCGUCCUCGGCCACGUGGCACCAGAGUCGUCUGACGGUGGACGACUGCUACGACCUCGGGAAGGUGGCGUACUCGGAGGCGGACUAUUACCACACAGAGGUGUGGAUGGUCCAGGCCCUGAAGCAGCUGGACCAGGGAGAGACGUCCAGCGCGAUGGACGCCGUCACCAUCCUGGACUACCUGAGCUUCUCAGUGUACCAGCAGGGGGAGCUGGAGAGGGCGCUGGAGUUCACCAAGAGGCUGCUGGAGCUCGAUGCGACGCACCAGAGAGCAAACGGGAACCUGAAGUACUUCGAGUACCAGCUUUCCAAGCAGAAGAAGAUGGAGGAGGCCGAGGGGAGGCAGACGAGGGAGACGAGGGUUCCACCUGACGAUUACCUGCCGGAGAGGAAGAGCUACGAGCAGCUGUGUCGAGGCGAAGGCAUCAGGAUGACGCCGCGCAGGCAGAGCCGCCUCUUCUGCCGUUACUACGACAACAACCGCCACCCGAGGUAUGUAAUUGGUCCGGUGAAGCAGGAAGACGAGUGGGACCACCCCCGCAUCGUACGCUAUCACGACAUCGUGUCGGACAAAGAGAUGCAGAAGGUGAAGGAGCUGGCGAAACCCAGGCUGCGUCGAGCCACCAUCUCCAACCCAGUCACCGGCGUUCUGGAGACGGCCCACUACCGCAUCAGUAAGAGCGCCUGGCUCGGAGCCCACGAACAUCCAGUGGUCGACCAGAUCAACCAGAGGAUCCAGGACAUCACGGGUCUGGACGUCUCCACGGCCGAGGACCUGCAGGUGGCCAACUAUGGUGUCGGGGGACAGUACGAGCCUCAUUUUGACUUUGGACGGAAGGACGAACCGGACGCGUUCGAGGAGCUGGGCACAGGAAACCGAAUCGCUACGUGGCUUCUUUACAUGAGCGACGUGCAGGCAGGGGGCGCCACAGUCUUCACUGAUGUCCGAGCUUCCAUCUGGCCCAAGAAGGGGACGGCAGUGUUCUGGUACAAUCUGUUCCCCAGCGGUGACGGAGACUAUCGGACCCGACACGCCGCCUGUCCGGUGCUCGUUGGAAACAAGUGGGUGUCUAAUAAAUGGAUCCAUGAACGAGGACAGGAGUUCAGGAGACGCUGUGGCCUUCAGGAGACGGACUGACGACUCGUCCUCCUCGUCCUCUGGCUGCUGAGUCUGUGGCUGCACAUGUGAUCUGACACAUUUAUUUUUAUCUCAGUGCGAGAGCCUGUGGACGUGUGGUCGACUUUUAAAAAGCUCAUAGUCUCCAGAUCUUACAUCAUCAAAACAUUAAAGAAUUGAUGAUUAAGAUAAUAAUGUCUGCAGCUGUGAUCAGACAGGAAACUGUUUUAAUGUAAGUCCAUUAAUGACCCUUUAAUAAUAAGAGACUUUUAAAGAGAAUAUUUUAUCUUCAGUCUGUU
Messenger RNA from Hippoglossus stenolepis (Pacific halibut), 2139 nucleotides. It is a transcript of the gene p4ha1a, whose product is annotated as prolyl 4-hydroxylase, alpha polypeptide I a. The record is from RefSeq and is a predicted model, not a curated record. The transcript is spliced from 15 exons. Gene Ontology annotation, molecular function: procollagen-proline 4-dioxygenase activity; protein binding; iron ion binding. Bases 257 to 1861 code for a protein of 534 amino acids. Lineage: Eukaryota; Metazoa; Chordata; Actinopteri; Pleuronectiformes; Pleuronectidae. Gene Ontology annotation, cellular component: endoplasmic reticulum. Gene Ontology annotation, biological process: peptidyl-proline hydroxylation to 4-hydroxy-L-proline.